UCGAACUGCGCAGAGUUCAGCUCAGUCGAAGCUGGAGCAAGGAGAGGGCAGAAAGCGGAGAGCUCAGUUCGGCUUUAUUAUGUUCAGUUUGGUCAGUAAUUGCCCAUCAAAGCGACAGGACUCAUGGUGAAGAGAAAGAAGACGUCGCCCACAUCAGAAGAGCUUGAAAAUGGCAUGACACCGGGCUCCAGGGAGGGGAUCGGUGUCGAUGGGAGGCGGAAUCCGUCCAGAAAGCCUGAAGGUUGCGACGAGGAGGAGAGCGGAGAGGUGGCGAGCGAGGAGCGCAGUUCAAAGGGAGACGAGCGAGUGGAAACACUUAAUCCAUCAGCCACGGGUCUGGGCUCCGGUUUAUCCCCGGUUCUCCCUGGAUCCCCGCCGAACCGAACCGGGCAGGGUCCGAACCAGCAGCCCCACACCUCAACGGAACCCGUCCCUCCGUGUCAAGACCAGCAUCAUUUUCUACGGUCUAGCGUUCGACCUCCGAGCAAACGGAUACGGAAGGAUUCAGUCGGAUCAGCCAUCAACGGACACGGCGGAGCUAAAUCUAAAGGAGCAGAGAAUGGAUCUGCUUCUCAGGGGGUUGUGGGACCAUCUGUGGUCGGCUCCAUCGGAGGGGUGUCGAAGGCGUCCAAGGGGCAGGGGGCCACUGAGAAGGAGGAGCAAGCUGGAAACCAGAAGAGAGCCCGUCGGCAGUGGGAGUCCUGGAGCGCAGAGGACAAAAACAGCUUCUUCGAGGGGCUUUAUGAGCACGGGAAGGAUUUUGAGGCAAUCCAAAAUAACAUUGCUAUGAAGUAUAAGAAGAGAGGAAAGCCGGCAAACAUGGUGAAAAACAAGGAGCAGGUCCGACACUUUUACUACCGCACCUGGCACAAGAUCUCCAAACACAUCGACUUUGCCAGUGUUUACUCCCGUGUGUUGAAGAAAUCUUCUCAAGAACUCUACGGUCUGAUCUGCUACGCUGAGCUUCGCAAAAAAGUUGGAGGAUUGAUGGAUGAGAAGAACGUGGCUAAAUUAAAUGAACUCAUCCAGCAAGGGGCCACCACUGUGCGCUCCAAAGGCAGGAACCUGCGAAUCAAAGCUCCCAUGUGCCGUGCUCUGAAGAAACUCUGCGAUCCAGAUGGAGUGAGCGACGAAGAAGACCAGAAGCCGGUGCGUCUGCCGCUGAAGGUGGCGGUGGAGCUCCAGCCCCGCAGCAACCACUCCUGGGCCCGUGUUCAAAGCCUAGCUCACAAUCCUCGCCUCAGGAUGGUGGUGGAGCUCCACAGGAAAGUGUCCAGCCUGAUCGAGUAUCUGAGACAGAAGUGGGCUUACCAAGACCAGCGAAUCCUCAAGAGUCUGAUGGAGAGGGAGGCUCUAGAGGGCAGCCAGCCCGGCACCGCCUCUCCCAGCAAAGUUCAGCAGGAGGAGCUCUUCCUGUUCCCUGCUGAGAACAGCACCCUGACAACUCUGCCUGGUGUGGCACGAGUGGUUCACUCCAAGGCCUCCUGCACUGUACACUGGCUAGAGAGUGGCAAGAGCCGACCCAGUGCCAAGGAGCUGCCAGCAGCCCAGAUCCUGGGCAUCCACACGGCGGCGCCGCCUCGAGGAGGCAGCAGAUCUGGACGGGGAAGCUCCGCUGCAGCUAGCGCCUCUGUGGCUCUGUUGGCAGAUGCUCGUCGGACUGAGCCUUCUAAUUCUGAACCGUCACCUGAGAGUUCUGGGAAGGUAGAAGAGAAGAAACCUCAGUCGUUCAUUUCUAGUUCCUCUCAGCAGCCUCCCACAGAAGAGGGGACUGGUGUGGGAUGCUCAGAGACUGGCGUGGAGGCUGAUGGCUGCUCAGCAGCGUGCCGAAGCACAGAGAAGCUGUGUGGUGGUGCAGAGAGCUCGUCGGAGCCGUGUAAAGAGGAGCAGAACCAUGGGACCAUUUCUGCAGAUGCUAACCAGAUCCCUCCAGCACAACCUCCAGUUCCAGGCUCAGAGGAGGGCACGCCACAGGGCUCGGCAGCAAAGGAGCGCACUGUUGAACUCAUCAGAGAGGAGGGCUGGAGUGCCCGCGAGGGGGAGAACGUCACUCUGGCUGAGCUCUAUCUGAUGUUUGGGAAGCCGGGCAAACUGCUGCUAGAGUAUGAGUGGCAGCCCGCUGCUGUUCCCACCAGCAACACGGAAAACGGAGCAGCUGUGGUGCCGGCCAAGCCCAACAGGACCAACAGAGUUCUGCGCUGCCUGCUCAAGCUGGUUUCCACUGAGGCCAACCCCAAACCUUUGGCUCCUGAAAUGUGCUCCAUAGCCACAUCACCACUAAAGAGCCACCAGGAGGAGCAGAACCAGGCCCUGACUCCUCCAGGGAAGGGUACCAUCUCUGGAGUCCGCAGCCCCAGCUGUGGUCGGCAGCAGGCCUCUGUCCGAGGGGCCAGGAUGAACACGCCGAGCGCUGCUGUCUCAGGUGGGCGGAACCUCCCUCGGUCUCUGCUGGGUUCAGCUGCGAGCGGUGACGCAGAAGGCAGCGUGUUCGCAGUACCCACCACUCUACCGCCCAACAGCUCGCGGCACAACAGAAUGUUCUCCCCGAAUAAAGAAGCCCAGCUGGCCUUCAAACAGCAGCUGGACUCCAUCAGUAUGCAGUCCGAUCUUUUCUUCUCAAGACAGAGGAAACCUCGGAACAGACAGCUCCGAAAACCUCUCGUAGUUCAGCGAACUCUGCUGCCCAGGACGACCGGGGACACCCCUCAGCACGUCUGCUCCUUCUCCAUCCUCUCUAACUCCUCUGCUACAGGAACUGGAUCUUUCCGGCCCAUCCAGACUCGCCUGGCCCCCUCCUCGCGCCCUCCCAUCACCAAAACCUCCAGCUCUGCAGCAGCCAGCCAGCUCUCCAGUGCUAUUGACCUGGCAGCCAAGUCUGCAGGCAUCAUCCCAGGCAGUCCCUGUCAGGAGUCGGACCCCCCCAGUGUGGAUAACAGCCCUCUGCUGGCAGCAGCGCCCAUCGCUGAUGCUGAACCAGAACCCCAGCUCCUCCAGACAAAUUCCCCAGAGAACGGUCUCCCCCCACCGUCUCCUGGAGCAACCGAUGGUGGCGACUCCCUCCUCUCUCCCCCCAGUGUCGCCUCUCUUCUUGACAUCUCUCUGCCGGGCCCCCCUGAGGAGGCUCUGGCCCCUGGAGAACCUCAAACACAUAUCAGUGACUCACUAAUCGAGCUCGCCAUCAACUCAACACACUACGGUGAGGAGGCUGCUCUCUCUCCAGCUAAGCUGGGUAACGGUGACCCGUCCAAACUGCUGGCUUCAUUUCCCUCAGUCAGCCCAUCCGGAGGGUGGAUCCCGUCUCCCAGCCACGACCCUCAGUGGUACCCUAGCGACUCGUCCGACUCCACGCUGGGAUGCCUCCUCUCCAGCAUGGCGUCUCCUGAUAAGACCAGGCGCACCCCCUCUGGCCCCUCCAGUGGCACCGCUUUGCUUGGUCCAAGCCUCCUGGACUGCAAUUCCCAUGAUUCCUUUCAAUCCCGUGGCCUUCCUGAUGUAGCAGAAAUGGACUCUCAGCUUGCCUGCAUGAUGAGCGAGAGCAGCGUGGACUACAUUGCUCGCUUCAACGACCUGGCUCAGGAGCUGGCUGUGACCGAGCCCUCCAUCCCACCUCCCUGAGGAGCUCCGCUGAGCCACAGCCAUCAGGAGGAGACGCCGCUCCAUCCCUGCCCCGUUUGUAAACGUGCAAUAAUAACGGUGAACCUCAAGCCUCCUUCACUGAACUGUCCUACAAGUUAAAACGCUCUUUAAGAACACUUUAGAUAAACAAAACCUCAUAGACUUAACUAAUGCUAUGCCAUAUCUGAACAAAAUACUGUGGCCCGACUUUUCUGUCUUGUCCGUUUCCACGUUCCUGUUUCACAUCAACCCCCAUCUCACCUGGAGUGUGACUGAUUUAUUUUUAGUGUUUUUUAACGAACGACCGUCGGGAGGAGGUUGGAUGUGGUCGGGUUCUCCCUCUAAUGGAGCUGCAGACGUGGAAACAGGAGUAGAGAUCGUCUGUUCCGGUGCUCCUCGUCUCCUUCCUUUGGUUGCUUUUAAACUCUGGCUGAACUUUUUCAGAGCCGUGUACAGAAUAACUUUAGAUUUUUUUAUUAGGCUGUCCCUGCCACGGAAGUUUGAGGUGAAAGUUUGUUUUCCCUCAGUCUGUUAAAACAGCAGCACAGUUAAAUCUAAACAAAUACUAAACACUCGUCGCUGCUUUUUAAAUUUACACAAAUUGUGUUGCUCAAAGAUUUAUUUCUGUUUUUCAGCGAAUCAUCGUUUGUUAUUGAUCAGAUUCGAUGCAGGUUUUUGGGACAUUACUUUUCUAACAAUAAUUAAAUGUAAUGGAUCUGAUUUGCACCGUCCCUGUAUGAAGUGGGUAAUAAAACAGCUGGUUUUAUUGUAAGGAAGGUCAGAAGAAUGUAACAGGAUCAAAAACUAAAGCCAUAGUUGCUGAAUUUGUUUUCCUUUUUUAACGAGUAUCUUCGAUUCCCUUUUGACUAAAUGUGGUGGAACACUAGCUCAGCCUUUAGCGUUGCUCACACCCGAUAAGCUCACAGAUAAAUGAGGAUUUUGUUACUUUUGCAGGCAGAUAGGACACACGUCCUCUUUUCUGUUGCUUCCAUGAUUUAAAUAAAUCCAGCAUCACCAGUUAGCUUCAUUGAAAACAUCUUAUUAGUGAGGGCGUGAGCAGCUCUUCUCGUCAUUCCACAACUUUGUUCCUUUCAAACACCCUUUGAGGCUGUGAAAUGUGAAAGCUCUGGUUGUUUUUCGUCAUCAGUAAGAGGCGUCCACCUGGGGACGAGACUCUGCAUGAGGAGUGAACCACAGCUUUUGUCUUAAAGCUGGAAAAUUUCCUUUUUGCUUUUCUUGAAGGAUUUAUUUGUAAAAAUGCCAAUUCACCAUGCUUUUGUAAGAUAGUGUAAAUGGAUAUUUGAACUAUUUAUUAACAUUUCUUUUAAGAGAAAACGUGUUUUCUGUUUAACUUAAAACUGAGGCUAAAAUGGAAGAAACAGUUUUUGGUUUGUAAAAAAAAGUUUUUAUUCAGUGUAUAAAGAUCGUUAUAAGCUGG
This is a messenger RNA of Nothobranchius furzeri (turquoise killifish), 5053 nucleotides long. It is a transcript of the gene cramp1, whose product is annotated as cramped chromatin regulator homolog 1. Gene Ontology annotation, biological process: pattern specification process. NCBI's taxonomy places the organism in Eukaryota, Metazoa, Chordata, Actinopteri, Cyprinodontiformes, Nothobranchiidae. Gene Ontology annotation, cellular component: nucleus. The record is from RefSeq and is a predicted model, not a curated record. Gene Ontology annotation, molecular function: chromatin binding.